AUGUUGCCUCAAAAUGACAGCACGGACAGAAUACCGCUUUGGUUGGACUGCGAUCCUGGACACGAUGACGCCUUUGCAAUCUUAAUUGCAGCGCAUCACCCUUCUCUUAAUCUUCUUGGAAUAACGACUAUCCACGGCAAUGCUUCUUUGGAGAACACGACCUACAAUGCCGGAAGUAUUCUAGAAGCUAUCGGCAGACCAGAGAUCCCGGUCUACCCUGGAAGCCGGAAACCAUUUUCGCGCCCUGCAUUACAUGCUCCAGACAUCCACGGUGAAUCCGGCCUUGAUGGCACCGAUCUUCUGCCGAAACCAUCUGUUCCUCCGAUUACAAACGAGAACCCCAUCCUAGCCAUGCGCAACGCACUCUUAGCCCAGCCCAAGGGUACCCCAUGGUUGGUUGCAACGGGAACACUGACCAAUAUUGCCCUGCUAUUCGCAACUUUCCCAGAGGUAGCGGAACAUAUCCAAGGUUUAAGUAUCAUGGGAGGGGCUAUCGGUGAAGGAUUCACAGAUGCCCCCAUGAGUAGGCUUCCUGGGGAAAAGUCCCGUAUUGGAAACGUCACACCCUGGGCCGAAUUCAAUCUCUAUUGUGAUCCCGAGUCUUCCGAGUCCAUAUUCAGUAAUCCUGUUCUGGCUCCUAAGACCACGAUAGCCGCGUUGGAUCUGACCCACCAAGUUCUCGCAUCUCAGGAUGUGCAGACACGUAUCUUACAUGGUGGAAGGGAUCCGUCACAGCCACCCACGAUAAUUCGACAGAUAUUGCACGCUCUACUCACCUUCUUUGCGGCAACGUACGAGAAAGUGUUCGGUCUGGCGACCGGCCCUCCGCUGCAUGACCCGUUGGCCGUGGCAGUAAUCCUAUCGACAUUGAACCCCACAUUUGCCUUGGUGCACCCUCGCGAGGCUCUCCGGUUCGAUGACAGGGAUGGGGAACGAUUUGCUGUGAGCAUUGUGACGGACGGCCAUCAUGGCAAGGAUGUCUCUGCCACCGGCCAGGUGGGACGCUCGAUUGCUAUGCCAGUCACGGGCCCCGGUGUGGCAAUUCCAAGAAGUGUUGAUCUGGAGGCAUUCUGGUCAAUAAUUCUGGAUUGUGUGCAGUUGGCCGACGACUGCAAUGCGGCUCGAUCAUGA
This is a messenger RNA of Penicillium cataractarum, 1131 nucleotides long. Its product is annotated as uridine-cytidine N-ribohydrolase. Gene Ontology annotation, biological process: purine nucleoside catabolic process. Gene Ontology annotation, cellular component: cytosol. Bases 1 to 1131 code for a protein of 376 amino acids. Gene Ontology annotation, molecular function: purine nucleosidase activity. NCBI's taxonomy places the organism in Eukaryota, Fungi, Ascomycota, Eurotiomycetes, Eurotiales, Aspergillaceae. The transcript is spliced from 5 exons. The record is from RefSeq and is a predicted model, not a curated record.